AUGGGGCCGCCGCUCGCGCUGCUGCUGCUGCUGCUGCUUCUGCCGCCGCGCCCGCCAGCCGCGCCCGCGCCCCUCGCCCGGCCGCACCCGGGGCUCCUCGGGUGCUUACUGGAAGAUCGCCUUUGCAGACCCUCCGAGACCUGUGUCGAUGACGGAGUGUUCGGGAGGUGCCAGAAGGUCCCCAUAGCAGACAUCUACCGCCAUGAAGGGCUGCCGGGGGCCCAGCAGCGCCUGAGGGCCACCUUGCAGGAGCUGUCCCACAGAGGUUUCACGUGGCAGGAUGACCCCGCCCAGCACCUGCUGGCCCAGGAACGGCCGCACCUCCCCAGAACCCACCUGCGGCCUCCUGAGGCUGCCCACCAAGCCAGGGGCUCAAAGCCAAGUGCCGGUGACGAAAGGGGGUACAGUCCGGAGAGCGACCUCGCGCUGGCCAAGGCCCUUGAGCACUACCUGCCGUACCUGGAGGCCCUGUCCCAGGCCGCGGCCCCGGAUGAGCUCCCCAGGAUGAAGCAGGACAGACGAGCCGCUCAGGGUGAGGACCCACAGGCCGACAGCAUGCUGACCUACGCCACCGCCGCCCGGGCCGAGCACCCCGAGGGCCACCCCCCGCAGACCCUCAGCCAGAUCCAGCCCCAGGAGCUCGGCCCGAAGGGGGACGGCAGGGUGCAGAAGCGCACUCUGAUCGGGAAGCUGAUCGCCUACUUGGCCAUGAUGCCUGCCUCCCCCACCAAGGCCGGGCCCCUCACGCCCUACGAGCUCAUGCGCAUGCCUUGGAGAAUCUCACGGAAACGGCUCUCACCCUCAGAAGAUGCCAACGACCUCCCGGGCCCGGGCGAUGGAGCACUUACCGCAAAUCUCCUGAAGGACCCGAGACAGCACCAGAUGGACAUGGAGACACGGAGCCCCCCGGACCUCGACGAGGUGGCCCGGGUGAUCGCUGACGCCGUGCACAGUGUGGGCACAGAGAAGGAACGGGGACCCUGGGGAGGAGCCGGAGGAGAGCCCGUGGAGCCGGCAGACAGCUCGGAAGCAGCGCUCCUCCAGGAUGGGGACGUGGGCAGGGACAGUGUGCAAGGGAGCAGCCUGCGGGACGGCGGUGCUCCAGGGCUCGGCGAGCUCAGCCCUGUGAGCCUCCAACUUGGGGAUGCCCUUCAGGAUCCUGGGUCUCGACUCCCAGCUGCAGGCCCACCUCCUGUGGAGAGCAAGAAGUCGGGGGACCCCGAGGCCUCCUUGUCCUCGGAGGAGGACACUGCCGGGGUGGAGAACGUGAAGAGUCAGACCUACUCCAAAGAGCUGUUGACAAGGCCGCCACACGUGGAGCCCAGGGUCGACGGGUUCGGGGAGCUCCCACACUGGGUCCCCAGACCGCAGCAGGAGGACCUGCGCCUGGGAACAGGAGCUGAGGGACACCCCGUCAACGGUCUGCGACUGGAAGUCAAGUCUCCUGAGGAGGAGUACGGCUACAUCGUGACAGAAAAUGACCGCCUGAGCCUGGAGCAGGGGAAGGAGCUGCUGAAGGACAUCGCUCGCCUGCUUGAGGUGCCAGCAGUUGCCGUCACAGACACCGAUGUCCUGGGACCGGCCGUGACCUUCAGAGUGGGAGCCAACGACCAGAACGUGACGACUGUGGAUGUGGCGAAGGCAGCAGUCGACAACAAGGACGACCUGCAGAGAGCAUCCGGGCUGAAAAUUCUCCAAGCCGGAGUGGGGUCGAAAAGCAAACUCAAGCUCCUGCCUCAGCAGGCCGAGCCGGAGGACUCCACCAAGUUCAUGGUGCUCACCCUGCUGUCCAUCGCCGCCAUCGUGGGCAUCCUGCUGGCCUCAGCCGUGGUCUACUGCCUGCGCCACGACUCCCACCACCGGCUCAAGGAGAAGCUCUCCGGCCUGGGGGGCGGCCCGGGCCCCGAUGCCACCGCCGACUACCAGGAACUGUGCCGCCAGCGCAUGGCCGUGCGCACGUCUGACCGCCCGGAGGCCCCGCACGUGUCCCGCGUCAACAGCGUGUCCUCACAGUUCAGCGACGGGCCGAUGCCGAGCCCUUCUGCACGGAGCAGCACCUCGUCCUGGUCCGAGGAGCCGGCGCUGCCCAACAUGGACAUCUCCACCGGCCACAUGGUCCUGGCCUACAUGGAGGACCACCUGAGGAACAAGAACCGGUUGGAGAAGGAGUGGGAGGCGCUGUGUGCCUAUCAGGCGGAGCCCAACAGCUCGCUCGUGGCCCAGAGGGAGGAGAACCUGCCCAAGAACCGCUGCCCGGCCGUGCUGACCUACGACCACUCCAGGAUCCUGCUGAAGGCGGAGAACAGCCACAGCAACUCGGACUACAUCAACGCCAGCCCCAUCAUGGACCACGACCCCAGGAACCCCGCGUACAUCGCCACCCAAGGACCGCUCCCCGCCACCGUGGCCGACUUCUGGCAGAUGGUGUGGGAGAGCGGCUGCGUGGUCAUCGUCAUGCUGACCCCCGUGUCGGAGAGCGGCGUCCGGCAGUGCUGCCACUACUGGCCUGACGAGGGCUCCAACCUCUACCACGUCUACGAGGUCAACCUGGUCUCCGAGCACAUCUGGUGUGAGGACUUCCUCGUGCGGAGCUUCUACCUGAAGAACCUGCAGACCAGCGAGACGCGCACGGUGACCCAGUUCCACUUCCUGAGCUGGUAUGACCAGGGGGUGCCGUCCUCCACGCGGUCUCUGCUGGACUUCCGCAGAAAAGUAAACAAGUGCUACAAAGGCCGUUCUUGCCCAAUAAUUGUUCACUGCAGCGACGGUGCAGGCAGGAGCGGCACCUACAUCCUGAUCGACAUGGUUCUCAACAAGAUGGCCAAAGGCGCCAAAGAGAUUGACAUCGCGGCCACCCUGGAGCACCUGAGGGACCAGAGGCCGGGCAUGGUCCAGACGAAGGAGCAGUUCGAGUUCGCGCUGACGGCCGUGGCGGAGGAGGUGAACGCCAUCCUCAAGGCCCUGCCCCAGUGAGCGCCGCCCGGCCUGCCGCCCGGCUGGGGACCGCGCUGUCCACGUGUCUUCAGCACAACUGCCUCCUCCUAGGGCCCUGAAACCCCCGUAGUCACUACCGCUUAGCAGUUCAAACAUGUAUUUCUGUCCAACCCAGUACCGAUAGAGGUGUGUGGGAACGCCCGGUUCUGGGGGCCGCCCGUCCAUCCGUCUUCACCGUCCCGGGAAUGACUCCGUUUUCCUUCAAGCUCAACCCUCGUCCUCAGUUUGCGAUCCCAGUGUGAGCGUGUGGCUCCCGCCCCUGUGAGGUCGUGGCAUCGGCCACCGGUAACGCCCUGGGGCUGGGGCGCUGGCCCGAGGGCCCAUAGGAGGCGCGGGGCACAGAAACACACCUGCCAUUUGCUUAAGACGUUCACCCCCGGGAGGAGCCACCGGCUCACCCAGGAGCCGGACGGACAGAACGGCUGACCAGUAAUGAGAAACUCGGAACAGCGGCUCCAUUCUGCUCGUAGGGGGCUGCUGACACCUCCCCGGGGGCUGCUCACAGCCCGGCACCCUCCAGCCCCCCCAAAGGACGGGCAGGGGUGUCCCGGGGGGGAACAACGGGUCACCCUGGCCAGGUUGUAGGCGAGCCCACCCUCGGGACGGGUUCUUAGACAGAUGGAUCCGCACACUGUGAAGACACGACGCUUCCCCGCGGGACGUGCCGUGAGGGGCCCAGAGAGCUCGCUCCCCUCAGGCGCCCGCCGUCCCUCUCGGGGUGCCCUGGGCCCUGCGGGCGUCCAGAGAAGGCCGUGGAUGCUUUCCCACGGGGUCAGCCACCUUUUUCCUUCAGCGACGUGAGAUCUUAGCAACCGGGGGGAAGUGGGAGCAAGAACGACCCCGGGCCUCCUCCGGGGGCCAGGCCCCAGGUCACUGAGGUCGGCCCCCGGCUGGACAUCCUGCAGAGGGCGCAGCGAGAGGUGGUUAGGACACCUGAGCGUCCCCCCACCCCGGAGGGAGAAGAACCUGUUCCCUUAAACUCAGACCCGUCCAAGAAGGCUUCACGUGGGGGUUGGGUACAGACCGGGCCCCGGGCCCCUCCCCCCUGCACACGUCCUUGCCUCCCGGAUACAUGUGACACCCCAACACCGCUGCGCAGAGAGUGACCUGCUGAGUGGGGAGAAAGAUGCCAAACUUCUGUCUGUGUCUUUAACGAUGAAAACACUUCCUCGCUGACGCGUCGUGUGUGAACCGCUGUUCCCUCCCCCGUGGUCCUUCCAAACAAUCAGUAGAAACCCAUCCGAACCUAGGACGCUGUGCGUGCGUGUGAUUCCCCACCCCUGUCUCCAGGCCAACCCCGCAGCGCGAGAGGGAAGGUGAUUGCGCCAGA
Molecule: messenger RNA, 4324 nt
Organism: Molossus molossus (Pallas's mastiff bat)
Lineage: Eukaryota; Metazoa; Chordata; Mammalia; Chiroptera; Molossidae
Gene: PTPRN2
Product: protein tyrosine phosphatase receptor type N2
Exons: 23
Coding region: 1-2973 (990 amino acids)
Biological process (GO): protein dephosphorylation
Cellular component (GO): secretory granule
Molecular function (GO): protein tyrosine phosphatase activity
Source: RefSeq, a predicted model, not a curated record